AUGGAGGUGCCACUGUCUGUGGAGAUCACCGACGGGCAGCGCCUUGAGACUGAGCAGCUGCAGGAUGAGAGCAGUAUGGAUGGAGUACAGCAGAGUGGGGGGCAGGAGACAGGGGAGCAGCAGACAGGGGAGCAGCAGAUUGGAGAGCAGCAGACAGGGGAGCAGCAGAUUGGGGAGCAGCAGACAGGGGAGCCGCAGACAGGGGAGCAGGAGAUGUGGGGAAUUAGAGAUGGUGGUCGUGUGUUGGUUUCUGGGACGACCACUGCACCACUACGUCGCUCCACUCGCAUCACUCGUGGUGUCCCGCCUGUUCGAUACGCUUGGGCUGUAGUGGUUGAGCCAGCGGGCUUGGAUGACGAGGAGGAGGACGACGAGUGGACUAACCUGGACCCGGACGCAAACGCUACCAAAACUCUACCAAGUUGCUGGCGCAACAUCAUUCCCAUAGCACAGACUCUCUCGCUAUCGCUACGCUCUCUAAUAUAUUCCUUCAUUGCUGCUGGGGGAAGCGCAGGCGUGGACGCGGCGAGUUGGGGCCGCAAGCUGCUGGAAGCGAGCGGCGGUGACCUGGACGUGGGUGGCGAGGAGGAGGAGGCGGGGGAGGCGACGGACGGGCUGGACGAGGCAGUGCGGGUGCUGCUGACGUGGAAGCAGAUCAAGAACGCGGCGAAUCAUGCGGCAAAGAGCGAGGCGGGGCAGAAGGCGGGAGGGUUGGUGAAGAAUGUGGUGAAGAAGGGCGGCAAGGAGGCGCUCACGGCUGCAGUCAACGCGUUCCGCAGUGGCAAGGGUGUCAGAUUUAUAUGA
This is a messenger RNA of Closterium sp. NIES-65, 804 nucleotides long. NCBI's taxonomy places the organism in Eukaryota, Viridiplantae, Streptophyta, Zygnematophyceae, Desmidiales, Closteriaceae. The record is from the annotation of a GenBank genome assembly.